GCAGCGGAUUCUUCUCUAGAGGAUGUACCGUGUUACCGGAGGGAAACGGCGGAGAGUCUUUCCGGGGGCCCUUCCGUGAGAAACGAAUGAGGACGGAGCGAACAGACGUGGAUAUUGGACUCGAUCUUCGCGAAGGACACAAAGUGCUGGGAGGAUUUUGCUGUAUUUGUGGAGCGCUUCAGAUCGUCCGUCCCGUGUCACACGAUGCUGAACAUGUAAAGAUCCGGACUGAGGGGUCGCCCUCCAGGGCCGUCGUCUCUCUCCAUCUGGGAUCAUGUUCUAGAGCCGACCCUGCGCAGCAACCAUGAAAGGCUUAGGGGCCAACCAUAGCCGCCAUCUGUCAGAGACCUGCGACCCCACCGCGGGCCCCCAGGAGCCCCUGUGUCCAUUGGCCCCGGACCCCCACGCCACCUUCCUCCUGAGCCCCAAUGUCAACCACUACGCCACUCUUGAUCCUCACCUCCAUCAUUUUCCUGUGUCCACCCCGACGAUGCUGCAGUCGGACUACCUGCUGCCCCUCAACAACCAGCUGAGCACCAGCAGCACGUUCCCUCGCCUCCACUACACCAACCAGCCCGAGCAGAGCGACUACACACAGCAGGCUUGUGUGGCUCAGACCGGCAGUCACUCGGGCACGCUCACGUCCUCCAUGUCCAUGGGCAUGGGUUUGGGUCUGGGACUGGGCGCUCCAGCCAUGAUCAGCAGCGGCACAGCCACCAUCUCAUCCGCGGCCGCCGCCAAGAUGAACCGGCUCCCGGCCAACCUGCUGGACCAGCUGGAGCGCCACCUACCCCUGCAGCGGGACGGCUUCAGCACGCUACAGUUCCACCGGCGCAGCCGCGGCUCCAAGCAGCGCAGCGAGAGUCCCAGCCGCAUCCGCAACCUGGUGCAGUCCGUCCAGAAGCUGUUCGCCAAGUCCCAGUCCAUGGAGGUGUCGGCGGUCAAAGGGAGCAUCACCGCAGGCCCAGCCGAAGACGCGGCUAAAGCGGCCCGCCGCAGCAAAAGCAAAGACCGCGCCAAGACCGAAGGCACCAAACGCCACCCGCGGCCCAAUCUCUCAGGCUUCUGGAGCUCGGAUGACGGUUUGGAGGACGAGGCGCCGGCUCAAACCGCCGCCGGGCCAUUAGCAGUGGCUUAUAGAAACCCUCUCAGCAUGAUGACGCUGGGCAGGGCCGUGUCGGACAGUCAGGCGGCUCCAAGACCACAUCCGCAGGGCUACAACACCAUCGCAGCGCAUUCACUCAAAUCCUCCAAGAGCAGUGGAGAUCUCAAGCCCACCGUCAGCCUGCCGGCCUCCACGGGCCAGACGGGGGAACAUUCGCUGGUCAAGAGGGGCUCGUGGUCCACGCUGACCCUCUGUCAGGCUCGACAGGUGCUCCAGAAGGGAUCCGCCACCGUCAACCGCACCCUGCUCAAGUCCAAGUCCUGCCACGGCCAGGAGAUGACCUGCAACUUCCUCCAGGUGCCUGCGGGUGACUGGAGCGGGACGACGGGUAAGGGAGGCGGCGGUGUGGGGGAUAUCCCGUGCAGACGGAUGCGCAGCGGCAGUUAUGUUAAAGCCAUGGGAGACAUGGAGGACAGCGACGACUCGGACGGACCCCCUUCACCCAAACCCUCUCCAAAAUCCGCCGCCAGACGCCAGAGUUACCUGAAGGCCACACAGCACUCGCUCAAUGAACAGCAGCCGCCGCUGCUACCCCCUCGCAGUUGUAUGCCGUCUCUAUGCGAGGUCUCCACCAAUCGCAGCUUGGAUAACCUGGAGUGUCUGAUGGGAGCGAACGAGGCAGCUCUGCAGCACUGGGACGCUGAUGGGGGCUUCGGUCAGCGCUGCUCCACACUGGGACGAGGCUCCACCAUGGGACAGGUGGAGCAGGGCUACCGGAGCGGUGCGGCGUACGGUCAGCUGGACUCUCAGGCGCUGGAGGCCUUGGAUCUGCCCACACCCAGCUGCUUCCGCUCCCGGAGCCACAGUUACCUGCGCGCCAUCCAGGCCGGCUGCUCUCAAGACGACGACACGGGCUCCGCAGACUCCGACGAGACACCACCCAUAACCUCAUCCAUCAGCAGCUACAGCAGCGCCACCGUCUCCACGUGUAGGGCCGUCUAUAAGAAGAAUCCUCCGCCUAUUCCUCCUCGAACCACCUCCAAACCCUACAUUGCGGUGACCGUCCAGAGCAGCACCGAAUCGGCCCAGGACACGUACCUGGACAGCCAGGACCAGCGCAGCGAGGUCAACAGCCAAUCAGGACGCAGCAACUCCUCCGACAGCAUCGCCAGCUCUCGGACAGGGAGUCUGGUCAAGGCCAAGCGGCCACCCAUCCUGCCCCCAAUCCCCGCCCCGCGGGAACCCGUGCCCCUGCCCAGCGCCAGAGUGACCACGCCUCCUCCCACCAUAGUCCCGCCCUCUCCCGCCCCAGACGCCAAAAACCAGCCAGCGAGCCUCACAGUGGCACUCAACGAUCCGCAAGCCCCGCCCAAAAGAAAACUCUCCUCCAUUGGCAUUCAGGUGGAUUGUGUGCAGCCGAUUCUGAGAGAGGAGCAAACUCCCACCACCAGGUUCCAGUCCAUCGGGGUUCAGGUUGAAAACGGCAGGCCACUCAGUCGCUACACUAGCAUGGCGUCUAGACAGGAGACGACGGAGGCCGAAUCUCAGUCCGACGGUAAACCCUCGCAGAACAAGACGCCCCACCAGAGUCUGGACUGCGGCAGCAUUCUCAAACCCUCGCUGCAGGAGAAGCUGGACCCAGCGCUGGACCCGUCCUCCCUCCCGCCGCCCGACCCGUCUCUGCAGGCUGGGAGCAUGAACGGGGCCGUGGAACAGCCUGGGGGUGCGGCGUGCCUCAGGGACGGGUGCUGGUUCCAGAAACUUCUUCAGGCCGAGACAGAGCGCAUGGAGGCCUGGUGUCAGCAGAUGGAGCAGGAGACCAAAGACAAACCGCUGUCAGAGGAGGUUUUGGGAAAGGUGCGCAGUGCCGUAGGAAGUGCUCAGCUCUUGAUGUCUCAGAAGUUCAAGCAGUUUCAGGGUCUCUGUGAGCAGAACCUGGAUGCGAGCGCUCAGCCGCGGCCCACAGCGCAGGAUCUGGCCGGGUUCUGGGAUCUGCUGCAGCUCUCCAUCGAAGACAUCAGCAUGAAGUUUGACGAGCUGCACCUCCUCAAGUCCAACGACUGGAAGAUGUGCGAGACCCAGGACAAAAAGGAGGAGAAGUCGGCUCCGUCCCACACACCAAAGAAGACGGUGAAGGUCAAACCCAGCGGAGGAAAGGAGAAGAGCAGCGACUCGCUGGCCGACAAACAGCGUCAGGAGGCCAGAAAGCGACUGAUGGCGGCCAAGCGAGCCGUUUCCGAACGACAGAACUCUGCCACCGAGAGCGCAGAGAGCAUCGAGAUCUACGUCCCCGAGGCUCAGACGCGACUCUAACCCCAAAAUAACAAACUCCUGACGAGGACACACGCACCGGGGGGUCGGAAACCACACGAGCAAAAAAAAACGAAAUCUGAAGAGCAAAAAAAGUGGAUUGGAACGCUGCCACAGAAGAACCUUCCCUCGACGUUAAUUCCCCCUUGUUAAAAUUCUAAAUGUUCUAAAAGUUAAUUAUCUCAUGGAACUAUAUCAAGACUUUGUCUGUAAAUUGUGCUAAUAUCUCUGAUGAAAAGACUUUAGAUCUCAGACCCUUGACCCGCUUCACACGUCACAUGACCCACAGCAUGCACUCAGGACCCCGCACCUGUGCACUUGUCUUCCUGCUCUCUGUUCAGUUCCCUUUCCCACCA
Carassius carassius (crucian carp) is the source of this 3771-nucleotide messenger RNA. RefSeq names its product discs, large (Drosophila) homolog-associated protein 4a (gene dlgap4a). Gene Ontology annotation, molecular function: molecular adaptor activity. Gene Ontology annotation, cellular component: glutamatergic synapse; postsynaptic specialization. The transcript has 13 exons. Lineage: Eukaryota; Metazoa; Chordata; Actinopteri; Cypriniformes; Cyprinidae. Gene Ontology annotation, biological process: signaling. The record is from RefSeq and is a predicted model, not a curated record. Bases 305 to 3418 code for a protein of 1037 amino acids.